GUCACUCGCCUAAGGAGAAUGAGUCAACGUCGAGUCAUAGUUGACCCGGCCUAACGCCUCCUGACGACCAGUCCAGGGCUUAGUCAGCGGGGCCCCGAGUGGCUUCCCUGGCUGGCACCUGGACUUAGGCUAUUUCUGUUCACAUUGUACAGCAGAAUAGUGGAACAGAGAGGAGAGAACUUACAAAUCAUUUUUACUUCCACUCAAGCUUUAGCCCUGAUAUCUUACUCUCAGGACUUAGGACAGGAAAAGCUGUCGGGUGCACUCCCCCUCCCCCAACUUGUGGCAAGUGGGUACCGUGGGCGGUUCUCCCACCCGCCUUCGCAGUGAUGGCGAGUGACCACCAGCGUUAGCGGAGCCGGGGGACGGGGGAGGGUUGAUUGCUUAAACGACUCUCCAUCGCCACCGCCUCUUUUUGAAACUAAAAGAAAAUGGUGGGAAGUCAAAAGAAAAUUAAAUAAACACGCCGGCGACUUGUCCUACGACCUCAACUAAACAAAUGAAGCUUUAUAGCGCGUGCUGAACCUGCAGUCCCUAACCUUCUCGGGAAGAUGGGAGGACAGGGCAACAAAGGGCACAGUAGGCAUGCCUGGCAGUAAGUGCGACAGCAGCUACCCAGGCGGUAGAACAGAGGACUGAAAAUCACCCACCAGCACGCGGGUGUCCGCCGGGGAGAGAACCGCGAACCUUACCCACGGACCACGUGACCAGCCUUUUUUUUUUUUUAAUUUUCUUUGCCCUUAAAAAAAAAAAAAAAAAAAGAGCGAGCGAGAGACUCCACUUCCCAGAAGCCUCUCGUUACCCACGCAGCAGCAGUUUUGCGCAGGCGCCACUAAGUCCAAACGGACGCGUCCGUCACGUGGAAUUAACUAGCCAACCCGGUUUGAAUCCUAUUUUUUCCUCUCACCCCCCCCACCCCCUUCAGGAGCGGUUGUGUGAUCAGAUCGAUCUAAGAUGGCGACUGUGGAACCGGAAACCACCCCUACUCCUAAUCCCCCGCCUACAGAAGAAGAGAAAACAGAAUCUAACCAGGAGGUUGCUAAUCCAGAACACUAUAUUAAACAUCCUUUACAGAACAGAUGGGCACUCUGGUUUUUUAAAAAUGAUAAAAGCAAAACUUGGCAAGCAAACCUUCGGCUGAUCUCUGAGUUUGAUACUGUUGAAGACUUUUGGGCUCUGUACAACCAUAUCCAGUUGUCUAGUAAUUUAAUGCCUGGCUGUGACUACUCACUUUUUAAGGAUGGUAUUAAGCCUAUGUGGGAAGAUGAGAAAAACAAACGAGGAGGACGAUGGCUAAUUACGUUAAGCAAACAGCAGAGACGAAGUGACCUCGAUCGCUUUUGGCUAGAGACACUGCUGUGCCUUAUUGGAGAAUCUUUUGAUGACUACAGUGAUGAUGUAUGUGGAGCUGUUGUUAAUGUUAGAGCUAAAGGUGAUAAGAUAGCAAUAUGGACUACUGAAUGUGAAAACAGAGAUGCUGUUACAUAUAUAGGGAGGGUAUACAAGGAAAGGUUAGGACUUCCUCCAAAGAUGACGAUUGGUUAUCAGUCUCAUGCAGACACAGCUACUAAGAGCGGCUCCACCACUAAAAAUAGGUUUGUUGUUUAAGAAGACACCUUCUGAGUAUUCUCAUAGGAGACUGCGUCAAGCAAUCGAGAUUUGGGAGUUGAACCAAAGCCUCUUCAAAAGCAGAGUGGACUGCAUUUAAAUUUGAUUUCCAUCUAAACAUUGCAAAGAUAUGAGAAGUCUCAUUCGCCUUUGUCUUGUACUUCUGUGUUCAUUUUUUUUUUUUUAACUUUGGCUAGAAUAUUCACUUACCCAAUCAAAGAAUUAACAGUACACAUUGUCCCCAGAAUCCAAAAAUGUGUUUCUGGCCUACUGUGUAAUAUCUUAGGAAAAUUAUCAUUACAAACACUUGACCCAUCCACAAAGUUCAAAAAGACCUUAACAUUUCUCUAUACCUUACAGGAAAAGAAUUCUGUUUAUGUUCCAUUGUAUGCAGGAGCAUAUUUUGCUGGUUUGAAAGAGUAUGAUGCAUACAGUUUUCUAGCAAUUUUGUUUGUUUCUUCUUUUUUUUUUUUGUCUUUUUUUUUUUUUUACAGCAUUGUCUUUGCUGUACUCUUGCUGAUGGCUGCUAGAUUUUAAUUUAUUUGGUUCCCUACUUGAUAACAUUAGUGAUUCUGAUUUCACUUUUUCAUUUGUUUGCUUUGUUUUUUUCCUCAUGUAACAUUGGUAAAGGAUCCAGGAAUAUGACACAAAGGUGGAAUAAACAUUAAUUUUGGGCAUUCUUUGGUAAUUUUUUGUUUUUUUAUAACUACAAAGCUUUGCUACAAAUUUAUGCAUUUCAUUCAAAUCAGUGAUCUAUGUUUGUGUGAUUUCCUAAACAUAAUUGUGGAUUAUAAAAAUGUAACAUCAUAAUUACAUUCCUAAUUAGAAUUAGUACGUCUGUUUUUGUAUCUCUUUGCUGUAUUUUAACACUUUGUAUUACUUAGGUUAUUUUGCUUUGGUUAAAAAAUGGCUUAAAUAGAAAAGCAAUCCCAUUCACAUUAAGACAGUGUACAAAACUGUAAAUAAAAUGUGUACAGUGAAUUGUCUUUUAGACAACUAGAUUUGUCCUUUUAUUUCUCCAUCUCUAUAGAAGGAAUUUGUACUUCUUAUUGCAAGCCAGUCUCUAUUGUCUUCUCUUGUAGUGUCUUCCCUGUGAACAGCAUAAGUUUGGAGCACUAGUUUGAUUAUUAUGUUUAUUACAAUUUUUAAUAAAUUGAAUAGGUAGCAUUGUAUAUGUGGAAUAAAUCAAUGUGGCUAUCUGUUUUUUUAUAAAAUAAGGCCUUGUCCCUCAGUCUUAGGUAAAUCAAAUAUUCUUAAUAUGUUUUAACUUAUAAGAAUUGUGACUUUGUGCAUCACCAUUUGAUUGUUAGGAAUAGUAGUUGUAAAACUUGGUUGCCGUGUCAAAAUGAUGGCAUAGGGAGAGUGCAGGUGGUGGUGGGCAUAUACAUUAAGAAUGUUGUUAGUGUUGCUGCCUAAAUAGAAUGUAGUAAGACAUUUAUAUUGGUAAAUUGGUCUGGUAUGGUUUUAUGUAAACUUAAAUUUGAUCUGUUCUUUGUAGGUAUCAUUUGAAAGCAAAUUUGAAAACAUGUUGCCUAUAAUAUGUAAUUAGAGAUUUCAGAUGCCAAGAAAUGAAAUAUGGCUAUCAUAGACUAAUGUAAGCUGAACUAUAGAUAGAAUGGAAAUCAUUCAAUUAGAAGAAAAUGUGUCUUUUAAGUGAAAAUGGAAAAGCUUGACGAAAGUUCUAUGUAAAAUAAACAUGAAAUUAAUUUCAAUGAAGAAUUUUAAGACAUUGUAAAGGGUACUUCCCACAGGGGGUACCUACCACAGGCUAUCGUCUGAGUACUCUCGAUAUCACAAACAACUCUUGUUCAGUGUUCCAGAAUUACUGGCUCUUGUGUUUAUAAUCUCAAUUUACUAAACCUAGUAACAUGUUUAA
Phyllostomus discolor (pale spear-nosed bat) is the source of this 3484-nucleotide messenger RNA. It is a transcript of the gene EIF4E, whose product is annotated as eukaryotic translation initiation factor 4E. The transcript has 7 exons. Lineage: Eukaryota; Metazoa; Chordata; Mammalia; Chiroptera; Phyllostomidae. The coding region runs from base 955 to 1608 and encodes 217 amino acids. Gene Ontology annotation, molecular function: RNA 7-methylguanosine cap binding; translation initiation factor activity. Gene Ontology annotation, biological process: translational initiation. The record is from RefSeq and is a predicted model, not a curated record. Gene Ontology annotation, cellular component: cytoplasm; eukaryotic translation initiation factor 4F complex.